This is a messenger RNA of Aspergillus clavatus NRRL 1, 1128 nucleotides long. Its product is annotated as WD repeat-containing protein. Gene Ontology annotation, molecular function: protein binding. Gene Ontology annotation, cellular component: THO complex part of transcription export complex. Gene Ontology annotation, biological process: mRNA export from nucleus. NCBI's taxonomy places the organism in Eukaryota, Fungi, Ascomycota, Eurotiomycetes, Eurotiales, Aspergillaceae. Bases 1 to 1128 code for a protein of 375 amino acids. The transcript has 3 exons. The record is from RefSeq and is a predicted model, not a curated record.
AUGGCACCCCCUCGACGAAACCUCCUCCCGAAGGAGCGUUUCGGGUUCGCAUUUGGCAACCUCAAGACCCAAAGCUAUCAUGAUCCUAUCUCGCGGGGCCCUGGGUCUCAUACUAUUCGCACGAUAGCAUGGAAUCCUACAGGCCAGCUCAUUGCAACGGGCUCCGCUGAUCGGACUCUUCGGAUAUGGAACCCCGAGCGUCCGGCUGUCAAAUACUCGACUGACCUGCGCGGCCAUUCUGCGGGGAUCGAGAAAGUGCUGUUCAAUCCUGUGCGGGACUCGGAGUUGGCCAGCUGUUCUACUGAUGGGACUGUUCGCUUCUGGGAUGUACGAUCGAAGACGUGUGUCAGCCGCCUCGAUGUUGGUGGAGAAGCAUUCACCUUGUCCUGGUCGGCGGAUGGGAAGGUUGUGAUUGUGGGCAGGAAGGAUGAUACCCUUGUCCCCGUCUCGAUAGAAUCGCCGUCCUCCCCAAACAUUCUCACAGACGGGGUCGCCAACAUCGCAUCAACAUUAUCUCCGAAUCAAAAAGAUGGCCCAACAACAUACACUGCUCUAGAAGCGCAUCCACAACCUGUUCAGACAAACGCAACAACCUUCUCCUACCAUGUUCCCACCCCCGCCUCUCCCGACCUCCACCUCUUCGCGACAACCGGCGAAGGCACCGUCAAGAUUAUGUCCUACCCCUCCCUCGACGUCCUCCAUACUCUCCACGCACACACUUCUGCAUGUCUCUCCGUAGCUCUCGCACCUACAGGCCGCUAUCUCGCCGUCGGCGGCAGCGACGCCCUCAUCUCUCUCUGGGACACGACGGACUGGAUCUGCCGGCGCACGGUGUCGAGUAACAACGGCGGCGCGGUCCGCGGCGUCAGCUGGAGCUUUGACGGCCGUUUCAUAUGCGGCGCUUGCGACGAGGUCGGCUGUGGCGGGAACGGUCUGGAGAUCUUCCACGCGGAAACGGGCGAGAGCGUGUAUACGGUUCCUACGGGUGGCAGCAGUAACUCGGGGAUACCGGCUGUGGCAUGGCAUCCGUCCCGUUACUGGCUGGCGUAUUCUACCACUGCUGAUGGGCCGGGGAGUGCGGGGGCGGGUGGACUUAAGAUUGUUGGAGCUGCUGGUGGAAGUUUGUAA